GACAGGUCUGAUCUCUAGAUCGAUCCGGGGUCUCUGAAGAUUCUAGACGGACGUGUGUGCAAGUGGAUCGGUUCACGAGUCCCUGCGUCGCCAAAGCCGAUAGUGGCGAAGAUCCCCGAUAAUUGACCGCGAUGGGACAAACAGAGUCAGAUUCUCCGGUUCUGGCAAUGGGUCCAUGCUUCCCGGGGCUUGUGCUUCCCGUGGGAUUGGUUCCUCAUCGGCCCAUUCCGCCUCUUUCGGAUCCAGAGAUGCAAUCCCCGGUCUGUUGCAUUCCUUGGCCUCGCUCAUUGAUGUCGCGGGGUUUCGGUCAUACCGCGAAGCGCCACAUUAUGCACUUCGGCCAGCGCACUAUGCAUUCAUUGUCAUCAACACCGUCCGGGUCCAAACACAUAUAAGCCGUAGUGACCACCCAUCUCAAUUACGAUCCUUAGGCUUACUGACAUCCAGGGUGAUCCUAGGGUGAUACCACAAUGUUGGGGUCGUUGCUUUUUCUUUUGCCCCUUGCGGGUGCUACAGCCGUUGGAUCUCGAAGUAGCCGGGAAUGCCCUGGGUAUAAGGCGUCCAAUGUUCAAAAAGAUGCUACGUCCUUGACUGCAGACUUGACUCUGGCAGGUGCCCCAUGCAAUAGCUAUGGCACGGACUUGAAGGACCUCCGGUUGCUAGUGGAAUAUCAGACCGAUGAACGGCUGCAUGUUGUUAUCUACGAUGCCGAUGAAGAGGUCUAUCAAGUACCUGAAUCUGUCCUUCCUCGCGUUGGGAGUGCGGAAAACUCUAGUAAUGACACUGUGUUGGAUUUCGACUACGUGGAAGAGCCAUUUUCAUUCACAGUCUCCAAGGAUGACGAGGUGUUGUUUGAUACUUCUGCAUCUCCUCUUGUCUUCCAGUCUCAAUAUCUGAAACUCCGCACCUGGCUUCCUGAUGAUCCCUAUCUGUAUGGCCUCGGAGAACACUCUGACCCUCUGCGACUGCCAACAAACAAUUACACCCGAACUCUUUGGAACCGUGAUGCUUACGGCACCCCUAACCAUACCAAUCUGUACGGCAGCCAUCCGGUGUACUAUGACCACCGGGGGCAAUCUGGUACCCACGGUGUCUUCCUGUUGAACUCCAAUGGUAUGGACAUCAAGAUCAACAAGACGACGGAGGGAAAGCAGUACCUGGAGUACAAUGCUCUCGGGGGUAUCUUUGACUUUUAUUUCUUCUAUGGGGCGACUCCGAAGCAAGCCAGCAUUGAGUAUUCCAAAAUCGUCGGGUCUCCUGCCAUGCAAAGCUACUGGACUCUUGGUUUCCAUAACUGUCGGUACGGUUACCGCGAUGUAUAUGAACUCGCUGAGGUGGUGUAUAACUACAGCCAAGCAAACAUUCCAUUGGAGACGAUGUGGACAGACAUCGACUACAUGGACAAGAGGAGGGUGUUUACUCUUGAUCCCCAGAGGUUCCCGCUAGAGAAAAUGCGCGAGCUGGUAACCUACCUUCACAACCACGACCAGCAUUACAUUGUCAUGGUCGACCCGGCCGUGAGUGUGAGCAACAAUACGGCAUACAGCAAAGGUGUAGAACAGGGCGUUUUCCUCCACACGCAGAACGGAAGUCUAUAUGAGGGUGCUGUUUGGCCUGGUGUGACUGUUUUCCCUGACUGGUUCAACUCGGCCACCCAGGACUAUUGGACCGGACAGUUUGCCCAAUUCUUCGAUGCCGAUUCAGGAGUUGACAUUGACGGCCUGUGGAUUGACAUGAAUGAAGCGUCCAACUUUUGUCCAUAUCCCUGCACGGACCCAACGGGGUUCGCAAUCUCAGAUGACCUCCCUCCUGCUGCACCCCCUGUGCGGUCAAGUAGCCCACGGCCAUUGCCUGGGUUCCCUGCGGAUUUCCAGCCUUCGUCUAAAAGGUCUCUGAAGAGAGCGCAAGGCGACAAAGGAGGCAAGGCCGGACUACCGAACCGCAAUCUCACCGAUCCACCCUACACGAUCCAGAAUGCAGCAGGCGUCCUCAGUAUGAGCACCAUCCAGACCGAUAUCAUCCAUGCGGGCGAGGGGUAUGCCGAGUAUGAUACGCACAAUAUCUACGGAACAAUGAUGAGUACUGCUUCCCGCGUAGCCAUGCAAUCCCGUCGUCCCGAUGUGAGGCCUUUGGUCAUUACGCGCAGUACAUAUGCAGGUGCCGGCGCACAUGUUGGGCACUGGUUGGGCGACAACUUGAGCGACUGGGUCCACUACCGGAUUUCCAUCGCGCAAAUCGUCGCAUUUGCGUCCAUGUUCCAGAUCCCGAUGGUCGGGGCUGAUGUGUGUGGGUUUGGUAGUAACACGACCGAGGAACUCUGUGCUCGAUGGGCGUCUCUCGGUGCCUUUUACACGUUCUAUCGCGACCACAACGAAUUAGGCAACAUCCCGCAGGAGUUCUAUCGCUGGCCUACGGUUGGCGAGUCUGCUCGCAAGGCCAUUGACAUCCGAUACCGGCUCCUCGAUUACAUUUACACCGCUCUGCACCGGCAAUCCCAGACCGGUGAACCAUUCUUGCAGCCCUUGUUCUACUUGUAUUCUCAGGAUUCGAACACAUUCGCGAACGAUCUCCAGUUCUUCUACGGCGAUGCCAUUCUCGUCAGCCCCGUCACCAAUGAGGGCUCCACCUCGGUGAAUGCAUACUUCCCGGACGAUAUCUUCUAUGACUGGUACACGGGGGCCGUGGUGCGCGGCCGCGGGGCCAGCCUCACGCUCAGCAACGUUAACCUCACCCACAUCCCCAUCCAUAUCCGUGGCGGAAACAUUGUGCCGGUCCGGUCGUCCAGCGCGAUGACCACGACCGAGGUUCGCGAGAAGGGCUUCGAGCUUAUUAUCGCCCCCGGGCUCAACGGAACCGCAUCGGGCAGACUGUAUCUGGAUGACGGGGACUCGCUGCAGCCGUCCACGGUGACCGAAAUUGAGUUCGAGUACAGUAAUGGCGUGUUGCACAUCCAGGGUGAAUUCGGGGGGAACACCCCUACGGUGGAGAAGUGUACCUUGCUGGGGGAGUCUGGGCGGGUUGAAGUCACUCAGAGCUUUGAACUUAGUGGCUCUAAGGAAGUCAAGUUGCAGUGACUGUUGAAGUAGCAAUAGCUUACGACGCGCGAGAAUUAAUCUUCCUGGGUAGAUCCUUGCUGCCUCAGCUCAUGCACCUUCACUAAGCUUUGCGGUUAUGCACUAUGCAGAGUACAGAGUGGCAGGGUAUGUAUCAAGGGAUGACCCGCCACCAGCUUGCCAGGUAGAG
Molecule: messenger RNA, 3243 nt
Organism: Aspergillus ibericus CBS 121593
Lineage: Eukaryota; Fungi; Ascomycota; Eurotiomycetes; Eurotiales; Aspergillaceae
Gene: agdC
Product: putative alpha-glucosidase
Exons: 7
Coding region: 471-3074 (867 amino acids)
Biological process (GO): carbohydrate metabolic process
Molecular function (GO): carbohydrate binding; hydrolase activity, hydrolyzing O-glycosyl compounds
Source: RefSeq, a predicted model, not a curated record